Molecule: messenger RNA, 659 nt
Organism: Hibiscus syriacus
Lineage: Eukaryota; Viridiplantae; Streptophyta; Magnoliopsida; Malvales; Malvaceae
Product: histone H3.2
Exons: 1
Coding region: 68-478 (136 amino acids)
Cellular component (GO): nucleosome
Molecular function (GO): structural constituent of chromatin; protein heterodimerization activity; DNA binding
Source: RefSeq, a predicted model, not a curated record
CCCCUCCAAUUAUCUUCCCUUUCUCGUCAACCAAACGCUACUUUCGCGUUUCUCAAUUUCUUCACAAAUGGCUCGUACCAAGCAAACAGCUAGGAAAUCGACCGGUGGCAAGGCUCCACGUAAGCAGCUAGCCACAAAGGCCGCUAGGAAGUCGGCUCCGGCCACCGGAGGAGUGAAGAAGCCUCAUCGUUUCAGGCCUGGAACUGUUGCUCUUAGGGAAAUCAGGAAGUACCAAAAGAGCACCGAGCUUUUGAUCCGAAAGCUACCAUUCCAGAGACUUGUGAGAGAAAUCGCUCAGGAUUUCAAGACCGAUUUGAGGUUCCAAAGCAGCGCCGUCGCCGCUCUUCAAGAAGCUGCCGAGGCCUAUCUCGUAGGACUGUUUGAGGAUACCAACUUAUGUGCCAUUCAUGCAAAGAGGGUUACGAUUAUGCCUAAGGAUAUUCAGCUUGCUAGGAGGAUUAGGGGCGAGAGAGCUUAGGUUGGUUUGUUUUUAGUCACUUGAUGUUUAGGAUUAUAUAUUUAUGCUCUUUGUUCCUUUUACUUGUAUUAGCUUUCUCAGCUAAUGAUUAAUGUAAGUCGAUGUAAUUUCAUUCGAUGCCAUGAAAUUUCCUUCUGUUUACUUGAAAUAUGCUUAAUGGAAAUUGAAAAGUUUGUUCACG